Paraglomus occultum is the source of this 1185-nucleotide messenger RNA. The record is from the annotation of a GenBank genome assembly. NCBI's taxonomy places the organism in Eukaryota, Fungi, Glomeromycota, Glomeromycetes, Paraglomerales, Paraglomeraceae.
AUGCAUAGAAAGGAAGAAAUUGAAGGGAGGUCGCUACCUCAGAAAGUGGGUUUCUUCUCAUCCUCUCGCGUUCUGACAGUUUCAAUGGAGCUCCCUUCUGCAUGUGUCGCUGAACUACUAUUUCCUGAUUUCUGGCUGCACCAAGAUGAUUUGUCUCUAUCAUGCUUUCUAAGGGUUUUUGGUGUUUUUUUGGGUAUAUGUUUUGGGAGUUUAGGAGGGGUGUUUUUGCAGCGGCAGAAAUGGACUAAACUAAUUAGAGAAUUUUGGGAGAAGAAUUCAACUUGCAUCAGUCUCGAGAGGGAUUCGUCUAUAGCUGAAAUGGAGACCGAAGUUCUAUCUCUUAUCAGGUUGAUGUCCGGGAAGCGCGACCAGCCAUUGUUAAGCCCAUGGCAACCAGAGAUUGGGCAAGGUCCGUUAUAUUACUAUCUCAUAGAUCAUUCAGGCCAACACGUCCCCAUUGCAUGCAGACCUGUUGGCCAAAUACUUUCCAAGAAUGAGGCCCUCGUUGCCGAAGGAACCUUUUCUCCUGAGAACUUAUUUGAUGUUGCUGAUACGUACAUGCUGAGCUGUUUUAUUUGUAUACAGUCCAAACACCCCGAUGACACACCUGUGAAAACAGAAAAAGAGCGUAAUAUUAAGGAGCUUGUGACAAGCAUCUUUAUGUCAAUAACGAAACCCGAAAAGGAUAACCUUUCUGAGACGGAACACACCACACGUAAUGUUAUGCCUUUGUUGGACGCUACUGUAGGCCUCGAUACGGAGUGCCGCAUCCAUUAUUAUGGAGAACGUACCCUGGAAGUGACAGCUGAUCGACGAAACGAAGGCAGUGAUCCCUUUGAACGAGCUAGAGACGGUUAUAAAGUGGACGGCAUAAUCGAACAUCAAGAGCUGGGCUGGUUGCCAACUAUCGGAUGUGGAGAAAUCUCCGGCGGUCUGCCUCGGUGUACACGUGACGAAGAGUGGAAAGACACUCUUAAACUAGGCCUCGAGUUGCGUGACAUAUGGCGCAAGGCGCAGAAAGAUUUGGUGAUCAGUGCCGCACAUAAUCUAAUCGUUUGGGGGUUCACAGUAGUCGGCAGAAAACUUUGCAUUUACGCGCUGGGUGUUGCUGGCGGACUCUUCCACCUGGUGCUCGUGAAAGAGGUGGCCCUACCGUCUUCACGCAGUGACCUGGUCAACCUGUAA